AUGUCAGGUCAUACGGGAUCCUCGACCUCGGGCCGCUCGCCGGACGAACUCCCGAUGGCCCCAUCGAUGGAUAUCACGGCUGUGUAUGUGGGUAAUCUGCCCCCCAAUACCUUCUUGCUGGACAUUGUGCCGCACUUUCGUGCCUUUGGCAAUGUGCUUUCGGCACAAAUCUUUCAAGAUCGCCACUUUGCGUUUGUCACACUCGAUACGCACGAGAGUGCGGCGCAGGUGAUCUCCCAUUACCAAUCUCGUCCGCUGGUCAUCCGCGGACGCCUUGUCAAGGUGGGCUGGGCCCGCUUUAUGCGCCAGACCGUCUGGAGUGACUCGGGAAACAAACCGCUACCUUCUCUGUCGCCAUGA
This is a messenger RNA of Malassezia japonica, 360 nucleotides long. RefSeq lists its product as uncharacterized. Lineage: Eukaryota; Fungi; Basidiomycota; Malasseziomycetes; Malasseziales; Malasseziaceae. Gene Ontology annotation, molecular function: RNA binding. The transcript is spliced from 2 exons. The record is from RefSeq and is a predicted model, not a curated record. The coding region runs from base 1 to 360 and encodes 119 amino acids.